Messenger RNA from Lachnellula hyalina, 1131 nucleotides. It is a transcript of the gene STB3, whose product is annotated as Protein STB3. NCBI's taxonomy places the organism in Eukaryota, Fungi, Ascomycota, Leotiomycetes, Helotiales, Lachnaceae. Bases 1 to 1131 code for a protein of 376 amino acids. Gene Ontology annotation, biological process: positive regulation of transcription from RNA polymerase II promoter by glucose. Gene Ontology annotation, cellular component: nucleus. The record is from RefSeq and is a predicted model, not a curated record. Gene Ontology annotation, molecular function: sequence-specific DNA binding. The transcript has a single exon.
AUGGCAUCUUCUGCUCGCGAUAUCCCCAUGCCCUUUGGCCGAGACAGCUUUGCUGCUGUAGCGGCCAGGAGCGUUCCGGCGACGAAAACCCAUCCUCUUCCUACUCCUCCAAACUCCAUCUCCCCCAACUUGCCUCCCCAUGGCAAGCCGUAUGGGACACGCUCUGCCGUGACCCAGGUUACCCUGGAACAAGUCGAAUCCGACUUGGAUCUCCAGGAGAACCAUACGGGGAGCGAUAAGGAUACGUUCUCAGAGGAAGGACACCGUGUCGGAUCCCCUGUAUUCGACACUACUGGCGCGAUCACGCCUGCUCUUCUGUCCAAGCACCAUCUGCCUGAGAUCCUCUUGGAUCACGGUCCUUUGGCGAUCCGCCACAUCAUGGGCUAUCUUACCACCUCCGUCCCAGGAUUCUCUGGCAUUCCACCCGCGAAGGCUAGGAGGCUAGUAGUAGGUGCUCUCGAGGGACGCGGUAGCGGAGGAGAAGGCGGUGGCUUAAAGGGCAACGUGAAGUUCGAAAAGGUAGGAUGGGGACGUUGGGACGCGAGAUUGAAGGGUCAAAAUGCUCGGAACAGCAGGAACUCCCAGCACUCGCCACCACCAAGUGCACCAUCUUCCUAUCCUCACGGCGGUAUGCUGAUCGCCGGGAAGACUCGAUGGAACGGGGAUAGAACGCGGCUGACAGCGCCGGGCUCCAGCUGGGCUGGCGAUUCGGCCGUCUUCUCUCACGACGACGAUAUGGACCUCACGAUGCUGGAGAAUGAAGCAGAUAAGAUGUCCCUGGAUGGAGAUGAAUCUUGCUCGUCGUCUGAAGCUCCAACAGACGAUGACGACGAACCUAUGGACGAUGAUCCAGACGAUGUUACCGAUGACGAGGACUGGGCAGCCCUCGGAGCAGCCGCUUUGCGGUCUGCUUCCUAUUCUGCCUCUGGCCCUAAUUCUCAUUUAUACCCGAGGGGAACCCACAGCGGUGGUGGGCCAUCCCUCUCCACAAUGGCCAAAUCAGUGCCAUUGCGGCCAGCUUUUCCUUCUACUCAACAAGCUAGUAAUUUUGAUACUUCUGCCUAUGGCAUGACCUCCGACUUUCAGGAGCGGGAGGCCAUCGAGGCACUUUUACGACUCGGAUCUGUAUAA